CAGUUGGCGCAGUCGCUACAGAAGUUAAAGAGCAGCCUGUGUUGGAUUGAGAGUAAGCGUUUUCAUUUCCACUGAGGAACUAACGCAGUUAAUAGCGCAGGAACUGAGUCCUGGCUGAAAAGAGAAGCAGAACUGUAUUGAUUAUUGCUGGAGCUCUGGGAGGUGUCUCACUGUCUGACUGACACGGGCGGGUCCGUCUCAACUUCAAUUACAAGUCUCCUCUCAGCACUGCGUGAAGGACGUGGUUUCAGCAGAUCCCUGUAAGAUUGAGGUAAACACGCCAUCAUGUUCACCUGGUCCACUCGUAACGGUAAGAAGGAGCCGGAGCUUUUCCAGAGUGUUUCGGACGGGCUGAAGCGGCUGUACCGUCAGAAGCUCUUCCCUCUGGAGGACGCGUACCGCUUCCACGACUUCCACUCCCCGGCUCUGGAGGAUGCUGACUUCGAUAAUAAACCCAUGGUGCUACUGGUGGGUCAGUACUCCACCGGUAAAACCACUUUUAUCCGGCACCUGAUGGAGCAGGAUUUCCCCGGGAUGAGGAUUGGACCCGAGCCCACUACGGAUUCCUUCAUAGCGGUGAUGUACGGGGAGCAGGAGGGGGUCAUACCGGGAAACGCGCUGGUGGUGGAUCCGAAAAAACCGUUCCGAAAACUAAACGCCUUCGGAAACGCCUUUUUAAACAGGUUUAUGUGUGCUCAGAUGAAGAACCCUGUUUUGGAGAGCAUUAGUAUCAUUGAUACUCCAGGCAUCCUGUCAGGGGAGAAACAGAGGAUAAGCAGAGGCUAUGACUUUGCAGCCGUGCUGGAGUGGUUUGCUGAGCGUGUGGACCGCAUCAUCCUGCUCUUUGACGCUCACAAGCUAGACAUCUCUGACGAAUUCUCUGAGGUCAUUAAGGCCCUGAAGAACCACGAAGACAAGAUGCGUGUGGUCCUGAACAAAGCCGACCAGAUCAGCACACAGCAGCUGAUGAGGGUAUACGGUGCCCUAAUGUGGUCUCUAGGAAAGAUCAUCAACACCCCAGAGGUGGUCCGGGUCUACAUCGGCUCAUUCUGGGCCCAGCCUCUCCUCGUGGCCGACAACAGGAAGCUGUUUGAGGCAGAGGAGCAGGAUCUUUUCCGAGACAUCCAGAGUCUUCCACGGAAUGCCGCUUUAAGAAAACUGAACGAUUUGAUCAAAAGGGCUCGUCUUGCCAAGGUUCAUGCUUACAUUAUCACCUCACUAAAGAAGGAAAUGCCAAGCGUGUUUGGCAAAGACUCCAAGAAAAAAGAACUGAUCAACAACCUGGGUGCUAUCUAUGAGAAAAUAGAGAGAGAGCACAACAUUUCUCCAGGGGACUUUCCCAACCUCAAGAAAAUGCAGGACCUCCUGAUGGCCCAAGACUUUGCUAAGUUUCCUGCCCUGAAACCCAAACUGCUGGAGACUGUGGAGGACAUGCUGGCCAAUGACAUUGCCAAACUUAUGGCACUUGUGCGCCAGGAGGAGGCGUCUAUGCCCACCCAGGUGGUAAAGGGUGGAGCUUUCGAUGGCACCAUGAAUGGCCCAUUCGGUCAUGGGUACGGCGAGGGUGCUGGUGAGGGCAUUGAUGAGCUGGAGUGGGUGGUCGCCCGUGACAAGCCUAGCUAUGAUGAGAUAUUCUACACUCUCUCACCCAUUAAUGGCAAGGUGUCUGGUGCAGCUGCCAAGAAAGAGAUGCUUAAGUCCAAGCUUCCGAAUACAGUGCUGGGUAAGAUCUGGACCUUGGCUGAUGUAGACAAGGAUGGCUUCCUGGAUGAUGAUGAGUUUGCUUUGGCUAACCAUCUGAUCAAGGUGAAACUUGAAGGAUAUGAGCUACCUGCCAAGCUACCUACUCACUUGGUGCCCCCAUCUAAACGUGGAACUGAGCAGCAGUAAGACACUGGAGCACUCCAGCUCAUCUUAGGCUUUUAACUUCCCCAGCCAUUCCAGGGAUUACUUCCAAAAAUGUGCAGAAGCAGCAGCAUUCACCAAAACUUUUUGUUGUUUAAUGUACAGGUAUGAUACUUAAAGGCGUUCAAGUUGUUGUACAUAUGGCUCUUUUCAUAUUUCUUUAGGCAAUAAGAAAAAUAUGUAGCGUUGGUCUUUGGUUAGUUAGUUCAGAUUCAACUACUUGACCUUUUUCACUAGGAGCUUGAUUUCUUUUUAUUAAUAUCUUUUUUUAAUGAAAUUUAUAAUGAAUUUGGUCACAUCAAGCCUUUAUUUCAUAUUGUCACACUUCAUUGGUUUAUUUCAUUGGUUCUGAAAAUGGCAUAUGUGGGGAAUGAAUAUCUGGAAUGGCUUUGGAGUUCCAAAGAUUGAACUAGGAAACCUGAUCUCAGAAGGGUGGAAUCAGAUCUAACAUGCCUGUAAGAGACUGAAUGUUUAUGGAAACUCAGAUGCCACUUUCAACAGAGGGUUCUUCACAAAGAAAUAGCAGAUUGACUUUGGGUACUAAAGCAAUAGACGACAGUUUUGGAGAGCAUGAGGCAAGAGAAGUUAGGGGUGACUUGUGGGAAUUAAAAUGUGAAAUAUAUAUAUACACCAUUUAUUAAAAUAUGUAUCCAUAUUCUUUUUGCACCCUUAACUUAUUGUUCUCAAAAUCUGUAUUUUUAUAGUUGAUAUUUCUCUUGACUUAUGUUCUUGUCUAAAAAGACUGUCGUGCAGUUUCGGUCUUUUUAGAGGUUUUGAAAAUCAUCUUACUGUAGCCCCUCGUACAGCAAAUCUGUUAUAUUAAUCUGCUAAAAAUAAAAAAAUAUUGUUAA
This is a messenger RNA of Trichomycterus rosablanca, 2756 nucleotides long. It is a transcript of the gene ehd1a, whose product is annotated as EH-domain containing 1a. NCBI's taxonomy places the organism in Eukaryota, Metazoa, Chordata, Actinopteri, Siluriformes, Trichomycteridae. Gene Ontology annotation, cellular component: plasma membrane; cytoplasm. Gene Ontology annotation, molecular function: calcium ion binding; protein binding; GTP binding. The record is from RefSeq and is a predicted model, not a curated record. Bases 286 to 1890 code for a protein of 534 amino acids. The transcript has 5 exons. Gene Ontology annotation, biological process: endocytosis; endosomal transport.